AUCUGUGGGUGUUCACUUAACAUGCAGCGUGAGGUGGGUGUGCUGUGGUUAGCAGCUAGCAAUAUAAACUCAAAGGGUGUUGAGUACACUACACUUCGUCGUCUCUGCCUUCGCUCCUGGAGCCUCUGCCCGCCGCCCAUCAUCCUUCCUUGCUCUAUCGACCGACGGAAAUGGAGAGCGGUGAUCAGAGGGGCAAGAAGCCGAAGAUAGAGCUACCCAACGGCAGAGUGAAGCAAAAAGUAGGAGCUGAAGAAACAAACGGAGGAGGAGGUGGUCGGGCAAUCGUGGCGGCGGAAGCUGGCGGCGCCUCGAGGUCGAGGGUGGACAUCACCAUCAACUUCGACAUAACCCUGCUCCAGUGCCCCGUCUGCGCCCUUCCCCUGAAGCCUCCGGUCUUCCAGUGCAAUGCCGAGGGGCACGUCGCCUGCGCGAGCUGCCACGGCAAGCUCCCCGGCAACCGGUGCCACGCCUGCGACCACGGCGGAGUCUACGGCCGCUGCGUCGCGAUGGACGCCGUCGUCCGCGCGGCCAGGGCCCCGUGCCCCUACGACCGGCACGGCUGCCCCAGCUACCUCGCCUACCACGACCUCGGGAGCCACCAGAGCGUGUGCCCGUACGCGCCCUGCUCCUGCACGGAGCCUGGCUGCGUCUUCGCCGGCCCGCCCGCCGCGCUCCUCGGCCACCUCAUCGGCGCUCACUCCUGGCCCGUGCGCAGCAUCCGUUAUGGCAAGGUCCUCAGGCUCCGCGUGCCGGUCUCCGAGCCGCCGCGGGUGCUGCUCGUCGAGGAGGGCGACGGCCGCGUGUUCCUCCUGUCCGGCCUGGUCUCUAGGUCGGUCUCGCUUGUAUGCGUGAGGGCGAACGAGGCGGCGGGGCCGCCGUACACGUGCAAGCUCUGGGCGGAUGCGCCGCCGGAUGUCGCGACCGGCAAGGAGAAUUCCCUCCUCAUGGACUCGACGGUCACGAGCAGCGCGGCGCCAGGCCAGGUCGCCAUGGAGGAGGUGAUGUUCCUGGAUGUGCCGCCGGUCAUGCUGCAUGGAGCUGGAGCGUCCAAGGAGAUGCUCCUCCGCGUUCGCAUCGACAAGCCCUCACGCGUGCCUUAACAAGCGUGCCCCCCUACGACGAGGUUUACUUUGGUUGUCAAGAAAUGUUCAAGUACUUCUAAUCACACAUGAACGCAUCGUUGCAUGCUACUUGUAUCACUCCAAACAUGUUACUGUAUUAAUUUAUUAGAUUGUGUGAUUCUGGGUGCUGAGUUA
Molecule: messenger RNA, 1256 nt
Organism: Lolium perenne
Lineage: Eukaryota; Viridiplantae; Streptophyta; Magnoliopsida; Poales; Poaceae
Product: putative E3 ubiquitin-protein ligase SINA-like 9
Molecular function (GO): zinc ion binding
Source: RefSeq, a predicted model, not a curated record